Messenger RNA from Venturia canescens, 2099 nucleotides. RefSeq names its product speckle targeted PIP5K1A-regulated poly(A) polymerase-like. Gene Ontology annotation, molecular function: RNA uridylyltransferase activity; RNA binding. The transcript is spliced from 3 exons. The record is from RefSeq and is a predicted model, not a curated record. Lineage: Eukaryota; Metazoa; Arthropoda; Insecta; Hymenoptera; Ichneumonidae. Bases 1 to 2067 code for a protein of 688 amino acids.
AUGAAGAAACUUUGCGAUGUUUGUAAUAUUGAACUGGAUGAAAAUGACUUCCCAAAUCACUUGAAAGGGAAGAGGCAUGUAAAAAAUGUUAAAUCUGCAAAUUACCAGAAACGGUUUUUGGAGAGAUCCAUUUACGUUUCUCGGAUGCCACCUAAUUUAAGCGUUGACAAUGUUGCUAAUUUCUUCAAACAAUUUGGUGUCGUCGAGAGAUGCAAAGUUAAACCGCAUUUCGCCAUUGUGGAAUUCCAAAACAAAGAUGCGGUGAGCUGUGUACUGAGACAAAAUGUUUGGAUGGGGCCGUAUAAACUCCAAAUUGGACAAAGAAAAUGGAAUAAUCCAGGUCCAACCGACUCGAAGCCGGAUGGAAAAAAUCCAGAAAAAGUGGUGAGCGAGAUAGUAUUUGCUGAUCUGAAGACGAAACUCCAGGAGGAAACAACGUUGGAAGGUGAAAUUUCGACUUUCUUAGAAACUGUGCAACUGCGUGAGGAUGAAGUUGACAAAAAGUGGCAUGCGGUCCAUGCCAGUUUAUGGGAUGCGCUGAAGCCAAUAUUUCCAAGAUGUGAAAUAAAUCGUUUUGGUUCAUCAAUAACGGGGUUAUGUUUCAAAGGUAGUGACGUUGAUAUAUACUUGAACAUAAGAGAGCCGAUAAACAGUGAUGAUUGUAAGACAGGUUGGACACCAAAAACGAUAUUCAGAGAAGUGAAAUUUUAUUUGUACAAGAGAAAAGAUAUUUUCGAGAGAAUAGUACCGAUUCCGAAAGCAAAAACACCGAUAAUCAAAUUCUGUCACUCGCCCACAUCGACCAACUGUGAUAUAUCGUUUAAAAACAAUCUCGGAGUGAUAAACAGCCAGCUAAUAAAACGUUUGCUCUCCGUCGAUGUCCGGCUGAAACCACUCAUGAUGAUUGUGAAAUUUUGGGUGAAAACUUCCGAGUUAUCGGGUCAUGGUAAAUUCAACAAUUACGCGAUCAUAAUGAUGGUUAUUUUCUAUCUUCAGCAACCAGAAACAAAGAUGUUACCGAGCAUUGCGGAUUUGUUAAAGAAUUGUGACGUCGCGUACCAGUGCGAUCAGUCAGACUUCAAUCAGAGCAUUAAAUUUCCCUGUUCAGAGAAUAUGUUGAGUAUCACGGAGUUGCUUACCGGUUUCUUCAAGUUUUAUCUCCAUUUUCCAUUCGAUAAAAAAGUCAUCUGUCCGUUGGACGGUCACGCACAUUCGCGUACUGAAUUCGCGAAGAUUCGCGCCGAAGAAGCACCCGACACUGACCCCUUGCAGCUGAAUCAUCCGAUCUAUUUGCAAGAUCCGCUAGAACUCGACUGGAACAUAACUUGUGGUGUUACAGGCAAAGCUCUCGUCGCCUUUCAGACUUAUAGCGCAGUUGGUAUCGAGGUUUGUGAGCGCGCGUUAAAAAAUAAGGACAAACCGUUUCUACUCUCGUUGUUCACGACUUUACCCGCGCCUCUCGAAAAUCAAGCUUCCAUAAGAAUCGCAAUUUAUGCUUUCAAGUCUUUGGGUGCUGGUUUGCCACCAGAUUUCGAAACGCGAAAUGACAUCCCGGACAAAAAGAUAUUCGCCGCGAAUCAUUGGUACGCGCUGACCCAGAGUUUUCUCGAAGACACGCUCAAAAAGGUUUUCAAAUUGGAUGUUCAAACCAUUAAACAAUCUCACGAUGCAAAACAGCGGAAAAUGGAAGAAACUUCCGACGUCCAUUCGAACGACAUGGACGAAAUUUUACUCAAAUGCACCGGUAAUCGUUGCCUCAUCGCCGGCCGCAAAAUCAAAAGCUUUUGUAUCGAUCCAAGCCUCAACCCGAUCGAUAAAGAAGCUCUCAUUUCCGACGAAUUGCUGAACAAACAAAUAGAGAACGGCAUCAAACCCACUAAAAUUGACUUCACUUGUACCAUUACCAGAGGACAGAAUCCUAUGCGAUUAAUCGCACGGAUAAAGGAUCGUAACAGUACGAAAAAGAGCUUUAAACAAUUUGCCUCUUUCUUGAAAACCAAGUUGCCAAUUAUUAUUAAUAAGGAAUUGUCACACACCUUACAGUACAAGAAAACUAUGAAUUUGUAACUCGAUUAAUAAAAUAAUACCGAUUCAGCCUA